UCGAAAACAUGAAUGAAACCUACUCUCAGUGGUUAGUACGCUACGGUGUUGAACUUAUGCACCGAUGUCUUCAUCGAUUGUACCUGUUUGAUCAUAUUUGAUGGAAUCUCAUGACAACACAAAUUGGGUCCAGGGGAGAAUUUCCCAUUGGCAACCACCUGGACAGCAGCAGUCUGGGGAAACAGAACUUGCCACUAAAAUGAUACAAAUCCAAUCUAAAAGGUUUUAUUUAGAUGUUAAACAAAAUAGGAGAGGCCGUUUUAUUAAAGUAGCUGAAAUAGCAGCUGAUGGAAGGCGGAGUCAAAUUUUUUUAGCUCUUUCAACAGCAGCAGAGUUUCGAGACCAUUUAUCAACAUUUAGUGAUUAUUAUGCUUCCCUCGGUCCCCCUAAUCCUGACAAUCUUCCAGAAGAUGGGAAAUUGAAGUCAGAAAUGAUGAUCAAGGACAAUCGGCGUUAUUAUUUGGACUUAAAAGAAAAUGCAAGAGGUCGUUUUCUUAGGGUAUCACAAACAAUAUCGCGUGGUGGUCCAAGGUCACAAAUUGCGAUACCAGCACAGGGUAUGAUAGAAUUUCGAGAUGCCCUUACAGAUCUCCUUGUCGAAUUCGGAACUGAUGAUGGUGGUUUUAAAGGAGAAUUACCGGAGGGCAGGCAUAUGCGGGUAGAUAACAAAAACUUUUAUUUUGACAUUGGUCAGAAUAAUAGGGGCAUCUACAUGCGCAUAUCUGAGGUUAAAACUAACUUUCGAACAGCGAUCACAGUGCCUGAAAAAUCAUGGGGACGUUUCCGUGAUAUAUUUGCUGAUUAUUGUGAAAAAAUGAAGGACGCAUCUGACAAAGUGAGUGGUGCUGAAACUCCGCCUGGGCCUAAGUGAGGAUGGCAUUUUUACUAGGUGACUCAAAUAUUCCUUCAACAAACAUAGAGACACUUAUUCCCUCCAGGCGGUUUUAUUGUGUAAACAGCAAGUCAAGUGAUUCAAUCAUGAUGGUAAAGAUUAUUAGCAACGAUUUGCUUCGGUACAAAUGUGUUUAAACGAAUGUCGAAUAUAAUGAAAUUUGAAACAGAAAAUAUACAUACUAUAUAUUAAAGAAAGAGAUCUCACAGAUAUAGUGAGGACUUCAAACUCGUUAAAAAAAAUUGUCGUGUUUUUGUCCUUAUGUUUUGUAAGAUUAUUUAUAAAUAUAUAUAUUGCCGUUGCCAAGUUGGUAUGGCGAAAACUUGUUGUCAAGUUGAUGUGUCAUACUUUGCCUCUACUGAUGCAUUGUAUUUAUAAUGAAUGCUCUGCAUGUAUAAGUCAAUAUUUUUACUUAGUCUAUAUGUGUGGGUGAAUCAUUCAUCACCAGCCUAGAGAUGGUUUUAGUUAUAAUGAAAAGUACUUUAUGUUUGUUGGGAUGGCACGUCAAUUGAGUUAAUUACGUUUGAUUGUUAUGCCACAUGCCUCAAAAGGAUUAUGUCUGUAAUGAUAAGUAAUUGAGGUAAAAAUUAUGUGUAUUCUUUGAAUGUAACAUUAAGCAGAUAAUUUUAUAAAUAUAUAUAUGUAUAUAAAUAUAAAAAAUUAUGUAUAUGUAUAUACAUAUAAAUAUAGCUAAAAUAUUUGGAUAUCAACUUCCUUAUUGCUCAUCAAAAUAUAUUCUAUUUUACUGUUGGCCUUUCUAAAAAUAAAUAAAUAAUAGUAAAAUGAGGAGUUAAAAAGAAAAAAUGCCUUGUUUAGAAACAAAGGCAUUUAUGGUCAUGUUAAAUUACAUUUUCAAAACUUUAUUGAAAAUAUUUAUUUAUUUAUUUUGUGUUGAAUGUUAACAUUAUUAGUAAAUUAUUGUUUAUUGUUGACCAAGCGAUAAAGAAGAUGAACUCCAAAAAAAAAAUUUUAAUGGGUAGAUGUGAUAUUAACAUAUUUUUUUGGCCCUCUAUUGUGUAUAUGAUAGUAUUCCCAAUGGAAAAAACGAACAAUAUAAAAUUUAAAAAGGCACAUGCUUUACUGGUUAUUACCAUCCUAAAAAUGAAAGAAAGGGCUUUGUUAUUUAUUUUUUAGAAGUUUAUUUAACAUAUUAUAAACUAAAUUCUGUUGCACUAUGUAAAUAAGUAUUAGUAUUAAUUGCUUUAAGGAUGGUUUUAAUGUAGUAAAAUUAGACAUGUUCUGUUGCUCCUAGGGAAUAAUCAAAUAAAUUUUAGAAAAUACUUUUUUAACUAAGCAUUUGUUUUGCUUGUUUGUUUGUUAAAUAAUGAUUGGAUAAGAAAAAAUAAAGAAAGUAAUAUUUUGAUGUUUUGAAUAUUAUGGUAUGGGUAAGGGUUUAUAAGAAGAAAUGUUAUUUAAUUUUUUAAUUAUAUAUAUAUAAAAUUAAUUUUAUAUAUAUAAAAUUGAUGAGGUACUAAGUUAUGUUUUUAAAGUUUAUUGUAUUUACGAUGCCUUUAAAAGGCCUGAGAUUUACAAUCUCACUUAAAUUUCCGUCUUAAUAGAUUCUUUGUUCAUUACUCAUUUUUGUAGAUGAUGUUUCUAGUCUUUUCUUCCAGUUUUACUUAAAAUGUUAUAGAUUUUAAUACUUUAUUAUUUAUUUGAAAGUAAAUGUAAAGAGAAAAUGUUUCUUUGUAUUAUGUGAUGGUUAUACCAUUCAUUAUUUUAUUUUUUAAGAAAAUCCAGUUUGAUGAUAUAAAAAUAUAAUAUUUUAUAACUAUAAAAGAAUCACUCAAGUUACCAAAAUGAUUAUAAACUAUAAAAUAUUCGAUGUUCAGAUUAAGUUGCUGGGUGGCUGGACCAUCCAUUGCACUUUUGAUUUUUUUUUUUAUUAGGGCCACCGAUUAGUUAAUUUUUUAAUAUUAUAUACCUUAAUGUACAAACUGAUAUGUUUCCUUAAGUAUGAAUUUCAGCUUAUUUUGGCAAAAAAAAAGAAAAAGAAAAAAAAUUGCACUUAUUUUUCCUCCCUUAGCUUUAUUUUGUCAUAUAAGCUCAAUCAUACUUUAAAUUAGAGAUUUUUUUCUUUUUAUUAUUUUAAAAUAAUUGAAUAUAGGUAACACUGUUGUUGUUAUAUGUCUGACUUAAUGUCUAAAAAUUCAUUGAGUAUUGUUUAGUGAUUUUUGAUCUGCUUUGAAAAAGAAUUUGGAUAAUUUAAAUGGUAAUUAAUAUUAGCAAUUACACUGCCACUAUAUUUCCUAAAGGUGGAAAGCUAUCCUCCAUAUUGUGAGAUGAU
This is a messenger RNA of Nezara viridula (southern green stink bug), 3179 nucleotides long. Lineage: Eukaryota; Metazoa; Arthropoda; Insecta; Hemiptera; Pentatomidae. The record is from the annotation of a GenBank genome assembly.